Molecule: messenger RNA, 1772 nt
Organism: Impatiens glandulifera
Lineage: Eukaryota; Viridiplantae; Streptophyta; Magnoliopsida; Ericales; Balsaminaceae
Product: lysine histidine transporter-like 8
Exons: 5
Coding region: 99-1688 (529 amino acids)
Cellular component (GO): plasma membrane
Source: RefSeq, a predicted model, not a curated record
UUCCAAUUUUCAGUAUCCUUCCAUUCCAGAUCUCUAGCUCCCAUCCUAUAAAUAUAUUCUCAAGUCAAAUUAAACUCUCACAACUAAAUUUUUCAAUCAUGGAAGAUCAUAUAGUGCAAAUGACGAGUACUGAUAAUCCAACAACAGACAUUGCCGCCGUCAUAGAAACCCCAAAAGAUGAUAAGCUGCCACAAUUGUUGUCUGUUUCAGGUCGAUCUUCAUUUGGUGGAAUACAAUCUGUGUCGGAAACUCCAAACGGUUCCUUCAGGGCGGUUACCACCCCGGUUUUGAAGGCGGUGAGGAGCAUGAGGGUGUACUUGGAAGAAGUGGGGCAGCUAACGAAGCUCCACCCGCAUGAAGCAUGGCUACCAAUUACCGAGUCAAGAAAUGGGAACGCUUAUUAUGCAGCUUUUCAUACUCUUAGCUCCGGUAUCGGAUUUCAGGCUCUCGUUCUUCCCUUGGCUUUCACCGCGCUUGGCUGGACAUGGGGUAUAUUGAGUCUUUGUUUGGCGUUUGUAUGGCAAAUGUAUACAUUAUGGUUAUUGAUUGAGCUUCAUGAGGCGGUUAAUGGUGUUCGAUUCAGUCGGUAUCUUCAGCUUGCCAUGGCAGCUUUCGGUGAAAAAAGAGGGAAAUUACUGGCUCUGUUACCGACCAUGUAUCUAUCAGGAGGAGCCUGUGUAGCCCUAAUAAUGAUAGGAGGUGGAACCACUAAGAUCUUAUACGACGUCGUUUGCGACACCUCUUCCUCCUCCACCUCUUCCUCCUGCCAAAAUCUCCACCGUCUCUCCACCCUCGAGUGGUACGUCGUCUUCACCGUCGCCGCCGCCUUAUUGGCUCAACUCCCCAAUCUCAACUCAAUCGCCGGAGUUUCUCUCAUCGGAGCAAUCUCCGCCGUCACUUACUGUACUCUCAUAUGGGUUCUCUCUAUUUCCAAACAACGAAUCGCCGGAGUUUCCUACGGUCUGCCGGAUAAUACUUCAAAUGUUGCCAGGCUUCGAGAUGUGUUGAAUGCAUUGGGAAUUAUUGCUUUCGCUUUCAGAGGUCACAAUCUUGUUCUUGAAAUUCAGGGUACAAUGCCGUCUAGUUUGAAAAACCCAUCUCGUGUAUCAAUGUGGAAAGGAGUGAAAUUCUCUUAUUUGAUUAUUGCUUUCUGUUUAUUUCCACUUGCAAUUGGAGGCUAUUGGGCAUAUGGGGAACUGAUACCAUCACAAGGAGGGAUGUUAACAGCCUUACACAAAUACCAUAAACAUGAUACAUCAAAGUUCAUUCUAGGACUGACCAGUCUUCUAGUGGUUAUUCACUGUUUAAUGUCUUUCCAAAUUUAUGCCAUGCCGGUUUUUGACAAGUUAGAAUCCAAAUACACUAUCAGCAUUCACAAGCCCUGUCCAUGGUGGAUUCGAUCAGGGUUUCGAUUCUUCUUCGCUGGGUUAGCUUUCUUUGUCUCGAUUGCGCUUCCUUUUCUUCAGAGCUUGGCUGGAUUGAUAGGUGGUUUAGCAUUGCCAGUUACAAUGGCUUAUCCAUGUUUGAUGUGGGUUAUGAUUAAGAAACCUGAUAGGUAUAGUUUGAUGUGGGUUAUUAAUUGGGGUUUGGGUGGGUUAGGAAUAAUUCUUAGUUUUCUUGUGGUUUUUGGAGCUAUAUGGACUAUUGUUACUGAUGGAAUUGAAGUUCAUUUCUUUAAACCUCAAUGAUCUAGCUCUAGCUAGCUAGAUUGAAGACAUCAUCAUGUGUAUAUAUAUAUAUAAGAGAAUGAAGCAUGUUUUUUUUUUGGAGUA